Molecule: messenger RNA, 6069 nt
Organism: Diorhabda carinulata
Lineage: Eukaryota; Metazoa; Arthropoda; Insecta; Coleoptera; Chrysomelidae
Product: fringe glycosyltransferase
Exons: 10
Coding region: 198-1313 (371 amino acids)
Biological process (GO): regulation of Notch signaling pathway
Cellular component (GO): membrane
Molecular function (GO): O-fucosylpeptide 3-beta-N-acetylglucosaminyltransferase activity
Source: RefSeq, a predicted model, not a curated record
ACUUGUCUGAAUGGGGGUUUCCAACUAACAUGGAGCCGCUCAUUUAAACAGUCUUAACCUAUCUUGACGAACGACAGUGCGCCGACUGUACUUGCCAAUACGAACUACACGCGUGCGGGAUUUAGUUUGUUUACAUUUUAAACUAAACUGAAGAUUUAUGAAAAUUUUCGUGAUAUGACUAUAAAUUAGAGUUUUGUAUGUGCGGAACAGUGAAAUUAGUGAAUGUAGAAGUGGAAAAUAAUGCCAAAAUGAAUUUUAAACAUAGAAAAUGUUUGCAGACAUUGUGUUGUGCUGUUUUAUUAGCUUAUAGUACUCUUUUAUUGUAUCAAGUUAUAGGGGAUGGAAACGCUGACGUUCAGAAUAAGAUAUCUGUCAAUGAACGAAUUGAUCCUAAACUGUAUUACCACGACCGAAACCUCGCGGAAGACCGAUCUCAAGUUGAUUACGAACGCCCACAGGAAGUUGUCACUGAAAUACCGACCGCUACCGCUACGGCCAAACCCCCUUCAGCAACUCUUCAAGACAUAUUUAUUAGUGUAAAGACUACGAAAACGUACCAUAAUAAAAGGUUGCCCAUCAUUUUGAAGACAUGGUUUCAACUCGCCAGAAAACAGACAUGGUUCUUCACUGAUACCGAUGAUAUGGAGUUCCAGACGAAAACUAACGGCCACAUGAUCAAUACGAAUUGUUCUUCAUCUCACAGCAGAAAAGCCUUAUGUUGCAAAAUGUCAGUGGAGUUCGAUACCUUUCUAAAAACGGAUAAAAAAUGGUUCUGUCACUUCGAUGAUGAUAAUUACGUUAACGUUCCGAGACUGGUACGAUUCUUAGGGGAUUACAAUCCGAGAGAUGAAUGGUAUUUGGGAAAACCCAGCAUUCAAGCUCCACUUGAAAUAGUGAAAAAAGAGAAAAAAGUUGUGAGAAAAAUAAAAUUUUGGUUCGCGACAGGUGGGGCAGGAUUCUGUCUGAGUAGGGCGUUGGCUGUGAAAAUGAAGCCGUUUGCUAGUGAAGGCAGGUUCAUCAGCACCGGCGAAAGAAUACGCCUACCUGAUGACGUAACUAUGGGAUACAUAAUUGAACACCUUCUCAAACAGCCGCUCACUGUCAUCGAUCAAUUUCAUUCACAUCUCGAGCCAAUGAAGUUUAUCAGAAGAGAUAUGAUCGAGGAUCAGAUAUCAUUUAGCUACGCCAAAUCUAAAGAUGAGUGGAAUGUAAUCAGAAUUGAUGGAUUCAGUGAAAGCGAAGAUCAAUAUAGGUUCUUGUCUCUUCAUUGUUUUCUCUUCCCGUACUUCAGUUUUUGUCCAAGACGGAGGUAAAAAUGAAACACAAUUAUAUAGGGUGGACUUCUAAACUAAAAAAAUGCAAUAUUGGAUAAAAAAUGUGUUCAUCAAAUGUAAGUUUGUCAACACUAAAGAAGGAUUCACUCAUUUUAUUAUUCCAAUUAACAUAAAAAAGUAAAACAUCUUGCGAAAAUGGAGAUUUACACGUAUAUACUCAAGUUGUUUUCUAAUUCUGAUAAGAGAAGCGAUAGAUAUCUGUUGACAUUCUUCGUCAACGAAGCUGCUGUAUAAAAAAAUUUUGUCGUUUUUUAAUGUAAUAAAAACAAAUUGUUUUUCAAAAUUUAUCUAGUGAGUGACACAAAUUUGUCAAAAUGAAACCCAAACAUCAAAAAAUAAGUUAGAUAGACCUAAAAACGAAAACAUAUAUUCAAAAAAGUAUUAAUCAUACUAACACGUCAUAGUACAGAAUUUUCAAACACAAAGUCAAGCGGUUUUAAUACAAAGUCGAAAGCUUCCAAAUUAUAAUUUACGGUCAUUUUCUUUGUGUCAUAUUUACAGAUCACCAUAAAGCACAUUGUUUUGUAGCUCAUAUAAUUAUAAUGCCCUUCAUUCAGCAAUUCUUCAACUUCAACAAAAGUUUCUGGAUUGCUUGAUGUAACGCUUUUUGACUUGAGAAACUCAUCCCUCUUCCAUUAAUAACAGAUACUCAUAUUUUGAUGUGCUCUGCAAAACUACUGUGCUGUUUAUUUAUACCUAGUACUAGCUUAGUUCAAAUUUCACUGUCGAGGUGGCCGUUGCAGUCACGCAUGUAUGACUACAACGUGGGUUAUGCAAGAUAACUUUGGAACUAAAUUGUCAUAAUAAGCAAUUGCAAUUCUAUUUACGAGUUUGCUUUCGUACAUCUGUAGUAUCAUCGUGCAGACAAUUUUGUCAUGUCUAGUUUGGCAUGAUAUGAUGAACCACUAUCUCCAACUAUUUAUCUUAUAAUCAAACAUCGAUCUUCUAAAAAUUCCUAAUAUGUAUUUAUUAUCGGUUGUGGAUGAACCAGCUGCAUCUUCUUUUGUAUAUAACAUUUAUACUAACGAGACUAUAAUUUCAUUAUUUCAUAUGAUGCUACAGAUUUCCCUAAUUUAUCCUUCAACAUUUCGUUAAUUUCCGUUGAAAUUUAAUCUUUUUAACGCAAAUACUUAAUCUCCGUACGUUGCUCGACACAGUAGUACACAGUGGGAAACAAUUUUGAAAUUGCUAGUUUUUACACAACGAGAAAUUUUUUUAUACAAAUUUUAGUGAAAAAUGUCUUACAUUAAGUCACUCUAUAUCUUAUGAUAUCUUAUGAAGUGGUUGAAAUUGUAGGAAUUUUAGUCAGUUAGACAGUUUAAAAGAAACCUAUCAUUAUAUUUCAUUUCAAUAAAAUCUUUCAGUUGAUUUAAGAAUAGAACGAACAAGGUUAGUCAGUGAUCGCCUUAUAGAGAUAGUGUACAGGGUAUCUUCACUUUUUCAACAAAUAUCAUUUUGAAUAUUACGAGGUAUAUCAAUAAAACUUUUAUUGUUUCGUCUCGUAGGGAGAAUAAAUCUUUUCUGUUGUAAAAAAUGGUCUACAUGUCAAGAUUUACUCAGACUUUCGCUGAGGACGAAGUAUACAAAAACUGAAGUGCACUGCUCAACCGUUGUUUUUUGUGUUCUGUAAAAAGUUUUGUUACCGAAAUUUCAGUUUUUAACAAUUUUAAGAAUAAGUGAUCGUGAAAUUUGCGGGUAUUUAGUAACAAGAACACUAAUUGUGAACUUACAGUUUUGCUAUUCAAUUUCGUGCAUGAGUUCUUAAGUCAAGUACUUCAUUGAACUGUCUAAAGCAUCUUCUAAUAAUUUAUUCUCUCAUAUCACUGCGAUAGCAGCGCUAUCGCUGAUGGAAACAGAAACGGAUCUUACAUUACGAAUAUACCUUGUAUACUGAAAAAAAGCUUAAAUAGAUUGAUUUGGAAUUUGAGAGAAAAUCGUAUUUUGUUUUCAUUUAAACGCAAUAGAUUAGAAUUCCUACAAAUCUAUAUAUUAUAUUAAUGUCUGUGAUGUUGUACAUAUAUUAAAAAAAUACACUAUAUAUAUAUAUAAAACUUUUUGAUAUAUUAUGUUGAUUUUGUAAUAUUUUUUAGGCUAGUCUAUAUAUGCAAUAUAAAAAUAUAUUAAUCUGCUUAUUUUGAUUUAUUUUGCAAUUAAUAUCAUGUUCAUGAUGAAUAAUCAUGUAAUUAUUGUACUCAGAUGUGUCAGAAAAUUCAAAAUUAUCAAAUUGCAUCAAGUAUUAUUGCUAUGAUCAGUUUAACACACGUUUCCGAGAAAAAUUUGUUUAGUUUUGUUCCAAUUUCUUUUUGGUUGGUUGAAUAUAUGCGGAUGUUCCCAGAAGUAUCUAGCCCAACGAAGAAAACUAAAAAUUUAAAAAAAAAUAUAUUUAUUUUUCAACGUAAUCUCCUUUUAACUCUCUACACUUUUCCCAGCGAUGUUCAAUAAGUUCGAUACCUUUUUUAUAAUAAGAAUCAUCAAGCUCCUCAGAAUAGCCAUUGACUACCGAUAUCACUUCUUCACUGUUGGAAAAUCUUUAACCACCAAGCCAUUUUUUCAAGUCUGGAAACAGAAAAUAAUCUUAGGGGGCUAAAUCUGGCUAAUAGAGUAGCAAUUCAAACUCAAAUUCUAAAUAUAGAUUACAAUCACAGGCUUCAUUUUUCUGAGAAAAUCGGUGUAGAGAGUGAUUCUUUCAUGUGUUCUAGUAAUGAUAACAUUUUCUUAUACUGUCGCAAUAUCAUAAAAUGUUUCUUCCUUCUGUUUGCUUUAAAAUUAUGACAAUAAUAUAACUUAAUUAUAACACUUAUUGACGAAUUGAUGUUGUUUAGCAAAAAUGAUGCAUCAUCUUAUUUAAAUUUUAUUUCUCUCUUUAUAUCUAUCAUUUUUCUAGUCCAAUACAUCGACAUUUUGAGUGUAACUGACAAUUGUACAGUACAAUAUUUUUGUAUAUUUUAUAUAUUUUAAUUGUGAUAUUUUCCAGUUAUAACAUCUCGAAAUUUCAAAAAUACUGCAUUUAGUAAAUUUUUUAAAAUUGUGACAAAAUAGCAACAAGUUUAUAUCUGAAAUCAUCGGUAAUGUAAAUUAUUUGCAUGUAGUUUCUUGUAAGCGUUUGUAUACAAACUUCAAUAGAUAAUUUUCACACAAUAUCUUAUAUUUUAAAUAUGGUGCAAUGUUAAUACAACUUUUCUACACAAUGCAAUUGCUCAAAAACUUCAUAUACAAUGUAUCCCAGAUAGAUGGAACUACUCUUAUAAGGUGCAAAAAAUUCUCUAUUUCAAUUUUUGUUUUUGGAAAUUUAAUCCUGCUUGAAAGAUUAAUUUCUAACAUAAUUUAUGUUUUGGAAAAUCAAGUAUAUCGCGGAAACUCUCCAAAAAUCUAUUUUUGUUGUAAAAAUGUAUGUGGAAAAUAUGAAAUAAAGUUAUUGACUUAUUUUUACUGGCUCAGUACUAAUUAGGGAUAAUUAAAUGAAGGUAUAUCACAUUAAAUGCUAGGCUGUAAGUAUUUGUUGUUUUUUCGGAAUGUGUUCUUGAUACUAUCCGUUAUUGUAAACUCUGGUGGUCUAGCAGCUCAACAUCUCACACUCAUUCUCCCAAACCAUCUUCCAUUAAAUUGAUGAUUAAGCUAAUCAGUAAUCCUUGUGUAGAAUGAGCCCAGCAACCGUUAUGCUGGUAGAAAUGAGUUUAUCAAAUAUUUAUAGGAAGGUUGUCAAUGAAUCUUUGCAGAAUUUGUAAGUGAGUAUGAUGUAUCAACGUUCCUUCAAUUAGAAAAGCUUUGAUGAUUCGUAUCUCUUAUAGUGCGGCACACCCAACAUUUACUUUUUUUGAAAAACUGCUUUCCUGCUGAAGAUGUAUAAAAACUUCUAUUUUCUGGAAUUAGCUCCUCUUAAGAAAAACAAAACUUGAUUCGUCACCUUCUACUGAAGUAUGACAAAUUUUGUUUUUGCACGGAAACAUUCUGUUUACUUUAUAAACUCUCUAUAAAUGUACUUUACUUUUAUUUGUAAUUUCGCUUCGAUUUCUAAACAACACUUAAUAAUCUGAAUUCAUUGAAUUUAUAGUAACUAAGGCAUCAGUUCCAUCCUAAAUUUUUGUGUCUUUUUUAAUGUAGUAAGAUUAAACUUCAAGCGCACUUUUGUUCACUGCAGUAUUUGUGAGCAAAAUUUAAAAUUAUAGUGGAUCGUUGAUUUUCAAAUUUGCUAGAAGGAUCUAAAUGUCGAUUCUAAAUAACUUAUCACCAUAAAUAUUACCACAUAAAAGGCAUUUUACUAUCGAAACUUAAUUUUUAAAAUCGAAAAUUAAGUUAAAAAGUAAUAUUUAAUCAAACAGAACUGAACUCGUUCCACCUAUCUGAAGAUAAAGUAUAGAUUUUAUUUAUAAAACACUAUUUUGUAAAAAUAUGUAUACAUUGUAGGGAAAGUAGGGUUGAGGAGAACCGUCUCAUAUAGGAGAAAACUAACGUGUAACAAAAAAACUCUUCAGAAUGGCGUUUGUGUAGAUACAGGGUAUCCGUUAUCGUUGGGACUAAAGUAGUGUCAGUAUAAUUGAAAACUCGGAUGAAUUGCUGUGAGAGUGAUUUUUUAAUGUUUCACUCACUAAACUUAUUGUUCUCUAGAUCCCAACUUUAACAACUUAUAGUUUUUACUAUAAAAUUUAUCCUGAUACUAUUGUGAGACGCUUUUCCUGACCUUUGUAUAUUCUAUGAAAUUUUUAUAAUUGUUUGUAAAUAAAUUUUUGUUAAAUAA